Brachypodium distachyon (stiff brome) is the source of this 3124-nucleotide messenger RNA. Its product is annotated as mediator of RNA polymerase II transcription subunit 1.1. The transcript is spliced from 3 exons. Bases 441 to 2540 code for a protein of 699 amino acids. The record is from RefSeq and is a predicted model, not a curated record. Lineage: Eukaryota; Viridiplantae; Streptophyta; Magnoliopsida; Poales; Poaceae.
CCCUUCUUCUUCCUCCUCUCGCCUCCUCCUCCCCCCAACCCUACUCUCCCAAAUCCAAAACCGGGAGCUAGCGGCGGAAAAAAAAUUAAAUAAAAAGAGGAGGCGGGGGAAGAAGAUCGCAACGGAAUUGACACUCACUGCUGCGGCGGCCGCCCCGGCGCCGGUUCCGAUCGGGUGAGGGGCCGGAUCCCCCGGAUCACCCCGCGAGGGUAGCCCAGAUCCCCCGCGCGCGAUUCCGGCGGCGGCGGCGGGGAUGAGAGCCCCGAGCACAUGGGCGGCGCGGGCGGGCCUGGGGCAGGAGGAGUAAGCCGGUCGCAGAGGCGGCGGGAGGAGGAGGAGGAGGAGAGGCGGAGGUGGUUUCGGUGUUGGUGGUGGAGGAUUGAGGACGGUGUUGGUGUUGGUGGUGGGUUGAUCCGGCGGGGGCCCGAGGCGGCCGUGCCAUGUCUCGCUGCUUCCCGUUUCCGCCCCCAGGAUAUGAGAAGACACCGCGCCCCGACGGCCAGCUAGCCUCGCCCCUGGUCGACAAGGAGAAACACAAGGAGAAGAAGCAUAAAAAGGACAAGAAGGACAAAGAGAGAAAAGAAGGUAAAGAAAAGAAGGAUAAAGAUAGGAGUAAAGAUAAGCACAGAGAUAAAAAAGACCGAAAAGAAAAGCACAAAGACAAGAAGGACAAGAGCAAAGAUAAAAGCAGGGAAUCAGAAGAAGGGGCUGAAAGACAUGGCGAGGCUCCCGUUGGUCAGAAGUCUGGAGAGAGCAGCAGAAAGUCCGAAGAAAUCAAGGAUCCUAAGUUCAGAGAGGACCUGGUCAGAAAGGCACAAGAAGAGAAAGGGGCAGAAAAGCGAGCUGCUGAGAACUUUGCUGUUCCUAAUGAACGAAGUCGUGAAGUCUUUAGUGCUGCACCUGCAUUGGAGAAUGAAAGGAAUGGUGCUAAUAAAAUGCGUAUUCAGUCUAUUAAUGCUUCAAGAAAAAAUGAGGGCUUGGCGCAGCAGAACAUCAAUCUCAAUCAGCAGAAAAAUGGAACAGCAAUACGACGUGGCGAGAACCUCAAUAGUUCAUCUCAAAGAGAUUCUGAUGGCCUUAUUACAGCACCUACGGUGGAAAAGGGAAGAGUCGAAGGCACAAGACCUCUCCCCAAAUCAACUGAUUCUGCACCAAGGAAAGAGGGGAUUGGGCAGCGAAUCAAUAACAUUAGUAUACUGGUGCAGAAGAGAAGUGAGAGCCCAGACAAAGAGAUUAGGAAGAAAGAAAUUGGCACGAGCUCUCCAUUGCAUCCAAGCCCUGCUAACACCAUGCAGAAGGGAAAUGGUAAGGUUGGAAGGCCAAUGGAUAAUGCACCAGCAUCAAAACAGAGGUUUGACAGUCCAUCAGCAUCUAACGGUGCAGCAGGGAUGGAUAGAAGUCUACCUAGGUCAACUAUUCCAAGCCCAAGCAUUACAAUUCGAAGGCCAAAUGGGAUGGCUAGGCCACCCGAAAGCUUUUCCAUUUCCACUAAGAAGCCUAAUGCUGGAGGUAUUUCACCUGCUAUGGGCAGGGAAAAGGAACCAGGUGGUAGAAUGCUACAGAAUAAUGUUUCAACUGAUCAGAAACUGGUUGGUUCUAAGGCCCCAGCUGUGGGCAAGGAAAAGGAGACAGGUGGAAGGACACUACAGAAUAAUGUUUCAACUGAUCAGAAACUGCUUGAUUCUAAACCUCCAGCUGUGGAGAAAGCUGCAGUUGGAAGAGCUGAAAGGGUGGAGAAGGUCAGAGAUGGGGCACCUGAUGUUGCAAAGAAAGAGGACAAAAAACGUGAUCGGCAUGAGAAAAAGAAGAGGAAAGAGAAAGAUAAACACAAAGAGAAGAAAAAGGAAAAGGAGGCAAAGAAGGAGAAAGAGGAACAUAAUCACAAAGAGCAUGAUAAGCUUAGAGAAAACAGUAUAAAUUAUCAGAUAGAUAGUCUUCACACAAAGCCCGUAACCCCUCCUUCAGCCCCUCCAGCAGAUGAUGCGAAAGCUAUCCUAGUUGAUGAAAACCUGAAGAAGCGAAAGAACCAUGAGAUGAAUGGUCACUUACAAAACCAUCAUGAUAUGCGGCCUACAAAGUUGCCGAGACCAGCUCCCUCCAGCAAUCAUGUGGAGAAUGGUACAGCAUCUCAUGUAGCCGCGCCACUCUCUUCCAUGAAGCCAGAUGCCAUAAAUAUUGAAAAGGCUGAAAGGCUCCAUAAGAAGGAAGAGAAGGUCAAUGGCAACAAAGAAGCUCAGCGACCUUUGGUCGAUUCGGGGCACCGGGAUCCCCAUGCAGCAUCUGGGAAUGGCAGCACCCCUCCUAAGAAGUCACCUCACCCAGAUUGUAAGUAUCUGGGACAGAUAUACACCAUUCCUGAAGCACCUCAAAUGAUGGAAUGUGAGGUUGGUGACCAGGACUGGUUGUUUGAACAUUCUAGCACCCAGUCAGAAAAGCCCAAGUCAGAGAUUGAGGCCGAUGGAGCGGCCCAAGUGUGGGCUCAGGCUGUGAGACUCGACUCUGCUGAUGUCAUUGCACUGCCGUAUGUCAUUCCUUUCUGAUAUGAUGCUGUGAGUGGACUAAAAAACAUCCAGGUUUGCAACUAGUUUCUGCCACUGCUUUGCUGCAAUUUGUGUAGCUUGGCAUGAAUGGGUGAGUGAUUCUCCCAUUCGCAGGUAGCUGUUCCCAUAGCCUACAUGCACCCUUGUAGACCUGGUGCAUGGCAAUGCAGCACUUGUGAGAGCUGGCCUGUCAGCUGAAGAGUAUCCCGACGAGCCAAAUGCUGCGAGGAGAAGACGCAGCAUUGGUUCGUCCCGUAUGUCCGUCGCCAUAACAUCGCCGAUCCCAGCAACCGUGGGGUUCAUCAGCUAUCCUGCUGCUGCUACCGCUGCACAAUUUUGAUCUGUACGGUGUAAAAGCAAUUCUUAUAACCAACAUGUACAUUAGAGAGUGAGAGGGAAAGGGAGAGGGAGAGCAGGAGGAGAGGGAAGAGGAAGAGAAAGAGAGACUCGAUGGAUUCAUUUAUAUAGUUUGGAUGGCCGAUGAGAGACAAUCUGCUCCUGCCUGAUUUAUUCUUGCAAAGUUGGCAUAUUACCUUUGACAUGUCUUUUUGGUGUAUAUACAUGAACUCUCUUAGUUUUACAUA